Messenger RNA from Salvia hispanica, 1862 nucleotides. RefSeq names its product calcium-dependent protein kinase 2-like. Gene Ontology annotation, biological process: protein phosphorylation. The record is from RefSeq and is a predicted model, not a curated record. Gene Ontology annotation, molecular function: calcium ion binding; ATP binding; protein kinase activity. NCBI's taxonomy places the organism in Eukaryota, Viridiplantae, Streptophyta, Magnoliopsida, Lamiales, Lamiaceae.
UCAUCAUUGUACAUGAAUUCAAAGGGCUCCCCGAUUCCAAUGGGCAACUGCUUCUCCCAAGCCGCAGAAGACGCCCAGCCCGCCACCGACGACACCGCCCCCGUCCCUGCUCCCGCCGAUGAAUCCUCCCCCAUGACCCCUCCCCAAACCGCCACCACCACCCCGGCCUCCCCCAAAGCGGCGGCCCCGGUUGGCCCGGUCCUGGGGCGGCCCAUGGUCGACAUCAGCGACUACUACACGGUGGGGAAAGAGCUUGGGCAGGGGCAGUUCGGUGUGACCCACCUCUGCAUCGACAAGCACACGGGGGAGCAGUUUGCGUGCAAGACCAUCGCGAAGCGGAAGCUGGCCAACGAGGAGGACGUGGAGGAUGUUCGGAGGGAGGUGCAGAUCAUGCACCAUCUCACGGGGCAGGCCAACAUCGUCGACUUGAAGGGGGCCUACGAGGACAAGCACAACGUCUAUCUCGUCAUGGAGCUCUGCGCCGGCGGGGAGCUCUUCGACCGCAUCAUCGCCCGAGGCUACUAUACCGAGAGAGCGGCCGCGUCUCUCAUGAGGACCAUUGUGCAGAUCGUCCACACCUGCCAUACCAUGGGGGUCAUUCAUAGGGAUCUCAAGCCCGAGAACUUCUUGCUCUUGAAUAAGGAAGAGGAUUCGCCUCUCAAGGCCACGGAUUUCGGCCUCUCCGUCUUCUUUAAACAAGGAGAGGAAUUCAAAGAUAUUGUGGGAAGUGCAUAUUACAUAGCACCAGAGGUGUUGAAAAGAAACUAUGGACCAGAAGCUGAUGUUUGGAGUAUUGGUGUCAUGCUCUACAUUCUUCUCUCCGGUGUCCCUCCUUUUUGGGCAGAAUCUGAGACGGGCAUAUUCAACGCGAUUCUACGAGGACAUGUAGAUUUCACGUCGGACCCAUGGCCGUCCAUUUCAAACGGGGCGAAGGAGCUAGUGAAGAAGAUGCUAGCUUCAGACCCCAAGCAGAGGCUCUCAGCAGCCCAAGUGCUGAAUCAUCCUUGGAUUAAGGAGGACGGAGACGCACCAGAUACGCCACUCGACAACGCGGUCUUCAACAGACUCAAACAAUUCAGAGCUAUGAAUAAGUUCAAGAAAGCUGCAUUGCGUGUUAUCGCGGGUUGCUUGUCGGAGGAGGAAAUCAUUGGGCUGAAAGAAAUGUUCAAGGGAAUGGACACAGACAACAGCGGAACAAUAACGCUGGAAGAGCUGAAGCAAGGUUUGUCCCAAACGGGAUCAAAGCUAACAGAGUAUGAAGUCCAACAGCUGAUGGAAGCUGCCGAUGCUGAUGGCAAUGGCACCAUUAGCUAUGAAGAAUUCAUCACUGCAACAAUGCAUAUGAACAGAAUGGAUAAAGAAGAGCAUCUUUACACAGCAUUUCAAUACUUUGACAAAGACAACAGCGGGUACAUUACGAUUGAAGAACUAGAGCAUGCUCUCAAAGAAUUCGGCAUGGGUAGUGACAAGGACAUUAAGGAAAUCGUCUCCGAAGUUGAUGCUGAUAAUGAUGGUCGGAUCAACUAUGAUGAAUUUGUAGCGAUGAUGAAGAAAGGUAAUCCAGAUAUGGCAAUAAAUAGCAAGAAAAGAAGAAGUGGUGUUUUUACUGAGGUCCCCGAAGACUAAUUUAUGAUAUUUAAAUAUAUUAUCACCUUGAUGGAGGGAAGAGAUAGGCUUUUAUGUACAACUAUAUUUAGAUUUGUAGCAUUUUUAACAUGUAUACUGAUGUAUCUAAAAGGGGAAACAAGAAAAGGGACGAGUUUUCUUCUUCUGUUCCUUUCAGCGACUGAGUGAACUCGGUGGUGUAGCUUUACGACUAAUAUUCAUUAUCAUUUAAUAUUUGAAGAGUAUUUUUCUGCUCA